Miscanthus lutarioriparius is the source of this 240-nucleotide messenger RNA. NCBI's taxonomy places the organism in Eukaryota, Viridiplantae, Streptophyta, Magnoliopsida, Poales, Poaceae. The record is from the annotation of a GenBank genome assembly.
AUGGCGAAGUUGCGGCCGCCCAAGCGGAUCCUCGAGUCCUAUACCAUCAAGGGCUCGGACAAAGUCAUCAAGCGUGAGUGCCCCUUCCGCCCUGUCCGAUCCAGAAUUUACGCGGGGGGGUGGGGGGAAGGGGGGUUUGCGGGGAUUUUUGGUGGCCGGUGGCGUAUUUCGGGAUAUGUGUCCGGGGUCUCGGUUUCCGGUCCCUGGGAUUCGGGGCGUCUUUACUUUGGGGUCGAUUGA